UUCGGUGGCGCCUUCAGGGUAGACAUCGACUGUUAUGCUAGUGUGAAGGAUGGUGUUCACCGACAUAAGAGCUGCGUACGGACCGAAAUAUAACCUGUCUCUUGACACCACGCCGUUGGGCACAACACCUGCAGACCAGGUUUACCCUGACUCAUCCAGCAUGGAAACUCGAAUAGAGUAUCAAGACCAUGUAUAAAGGUAGACUGUCCCAUUCCCUUGCUUCUUCCGUAGUACCUUUCCCGACGCGAAGUACUACCUACGCCCCUUGCAUUGUUUACCGCAAUAAUGAGCUCUAUUGAUUUGAAAUUCCCCGACCAAUGUGGCAACAACGAUAAUCUUUUGGGAAAAUUGGAUCCUACUGUCAAAGCAGAUUCAAGUGUCUGCUCCGAAGAGCCUUGCAAGCAGCCUCGAGGAGAUAUCCAUUCCGACCCUAACCGCGGCACUGAUCAUCACCACGUCAAUGAUGAACCCCCCAGCCAGGUGCCAAUCGCAAUUGUGGGGAUGGCCGUCCGACUACCCGGUGGGGUGAGGUCGACUGACAGCUUUUGGGACCUGUUGCUCAGUCAGAAGGAUGUCAGCCGGGAAGUCCCCCAAGACCGCUACAACAUCGACGCAUUCUACAGUGACACCCAAUCGCGAGCUGUGAAAACAAGACGUGGGUUUUUCCUAGACCAUGAUCUGGCCGAUACGGAUCCCUCUGCAUUCAAGAUGUGGGGGACCGAAGCCGGUCACAUGGACCCCCAGCAGAGGCUUCUGCUCGAGGUUGUCUGGGAGUGCAUGGAGAACGCGGGUCAAGUGGACUGGCGCGGGAAAGAUAUCGGAUGCUAUGUUGGAAACUUCGGCGAGGACUGGCUGGAGAUGUCUAUGAGAGACCCGCUGUUCACGAGUCGAUACCACGUCUUCGGUGCAUCCGACUUUGCGCUGUCCAAUCGAAUCUCUUAUGAGUAUGAUCUCAGAGGUCCCAGUCUCACGAUCAGGUCGGCCUGCUCGGCGUCCAUGUCCGGUCUCCAUGUAGCCUGCCAGUCUGUAGCGUCCAAAGAGUGCUCCUCUGCCGUGGUCGCCGGCUCGAGCAUCUUCCUGACACCGACCAUGACGAAAUGCAUGUCGGAGAAUAUGGUGCUCGCUCCUGAUGGGGCAUGCAAAACCUUCGACAGGAAUGCGGAUGGUUUUGCCCGAGGCGAAGCAGUCAACGCCGUCUAUAUCAAAAGGCUGGAUGACGCGGUCCGCGAUGGUGACCCAAUCCGUGCGGUCAUCCGGGCAACGAUGAACACCUGUGAUGGGCAGUCCAGCAGUUUGGCCAUACCCAGCGCUGAUGCCCAGGAGAGUUUGAUUCGAAAGAUUUAUACCAGAGCCGGGAUAGCCGAUCCGACCAAGACUGGGCUUUUCGAGUGCCAUGGGACUGGAACCAGUGCUGGAGAUUUAGCGGAGACCGAAGCUAUCUCCCGUGUGUUUGGGGAGAAAGGGGUUCACAUUGGGGCCGUGAAACCAAACGUUGGACGUCCGAAGGUGCCUCUGGUCUGACCAGUGUCAUCAAAGGUGUUCUUGCGCUAGAGCAUCGCGCGAUCCCCCCGGUUGCCCGCCUCAAAAAUCGCAAUCCGAACGUUUCGCUUAGCCUUCGCAUCGCGAAGGAGCUGACACCAUGGCCCG
This is a messenger RNA of Aspergillus candidus, 1647 nucleotides long. Its product is annotated as beta-ketoacyl [acyl carrier protein] synthase domain-containing protein. Bases 286 to 1521 code for a protein of 411 amino acids. The record is from RefSeq and is a predicted model, not a curated record. Gene Ontology annotation, molecular function: fatty acid synthase activity. The transcript has 4 exons. Gene Ontology annotation, biological process: secondary metabolite biosynthetic process; fatty acid biosynthetic process. NCBI's taxonomy places the organism in Eukaryota, Fungi, Ascomycota, Eurotiomycetes, Eurotiales, Aspergillaceae.